This is a messenger RNA of Anneissia japonica, 2595 nucleotides long. RefSeq lists its product as uncharacterized. NCBI's taxonomy places the organism in Eukaryota, Metazoa, Echinodermata, Crinoidea, Comatulida, Comatulidae. The transcript has 4 exons. The coding region runs from base 206 to 1288 and encodes 360 amino acids. The record is from RefSeq and is a predicted model, not a curated record.
GUUUACGGAAGUAAACGUAGAAACAACAUGGGCUACCAUUGUACCAACCAUUAAUCAAUCAUCCACAUUUUCAUUGUAGGCCUACCUCCGAAGCAACAGGAAUCGUGAAAGUACAGUAAAUAUCUAAGGUCCUAGGCCGGUAAAUCAUUUUAUGACUUAGGUACUACAUGAAAACAGAAUUUUAACACGGGUGCUAAUUUUUUUCAUGGCGGUGAAUACACAAGGAAACUGGUUUGCGUCUGGUUACCAUGGACACUUCAGAAGUCGUAGUAGGAAUGAUUUUGUAAAUGAAUACAGGAACCAAUCAAAACCUAGCCCUCCACAGAAAUUUUCAAAGUUAUUAAAGGAAAGACCAACCAUCCAUCAUUUUUCCAAGCAUGACAACAGGUUUUCCUUUCUCAACACUGUAGACUCAUUCCAAGAUGGUCUGGGCAAGAAGAAAGUACAAAGCAAUUACAAAAGCAGAUUUUCACCAGACUUCAUUUCAUGGGUACCGCAUAAAAAGGAAAUCAUAGAGGCCGGUCCUGCAUACUCUUCAUAUCGCGAUGCGUUCCGGCGAUCGCAAGGAGAAGUAAUUUCACAAAACCUCCUCCAUUCCGUAAAUAUUCCCAAGUCUUCCAACCUGAAUACAGUGCGCAGUGCACCUGCAUUAUACCCAGAAUUAGACGUCGAAAGUAAACCACUAACAACAUACAAUUUUGUCCACCAACAUCUGCAACCAAAUCCAAGCGUGAACACAAAUAUGUAUACGGGAAAGGUAAACGACGAACCUCCCCCAUUGGAAAAAUCAUUCGAAUUCAUCAACCCCCGGCAUAAAUCGAUUUAUGAUCGACCAAGAGAAGGUUUGACAAAUCUCCGACGGUCGCGCGUAAAGUCAGCACCAUUUAUGAGAACUACGGUUGCUGAUUGUCUUAAUUGGUACCGUGGACCAGAAAAAGAAACUAUUGAAUCGCUGGAUUACAGCAAACGUGCUAAAACUGCGUUUGAUUCUUGCAACACUGAGCAAGUUCCUAUGAACAGUACUCUGUCUGCAGGUGGAGAUAGACACCAGAGACCUGUACAAACUGUAGCAACUGCCCCAGUAACCGCGUCAGAAUUCAAUGGAAAUAAUAUCUCUACUACUUUAAACUUACCAAUGCGUGCUUUAAAAACAAUUGGUAAUGAGCCAGACGUGAAACCUUCGUCGACGAAAAGUACACAUUUUCAUGAAAAUACCUGUACUAGAGAGUCUAAUGAAACUUUCAACCAAUCAACAUCAUCGCAAUCAGUUGCUGCACUGGUUCAGUAAUAUUUUACAAGCAACUGAUUUUAAUGUGGAUCUGAAAACUGUAAAAAAGAAGAUUCUUGUACACUUGUAUAAUUUCUGGUUUAAAACCGUAUUGGACAUUUCCAAACUGGUCAAGAUUCUAUUUUAAAAUAUAUUUUUAUACUUACUUGAAAAGGGUACAUUUUUUAGUAUAACUUUAAUUUGUAGGUGCUUAUAGUCGCUUUGCAGGGGCGGAUUUAGGUGGGAGCGAGCUUGGAAAAGUAAAAAAAAAAAAAGGGGGAGAAAAAAAAAAGAAAGAAAGAAAAAGAAAAAAAUGAUUGCCUAAAACGCCUCAGAGGUUAUUUUCGGGUGUUUAGAAAACAAAAAUUUUGUGGGGGCAUACCCCCGGACCCCCUAUAGUGGUGUUAUCUCCAUCGGUCCAACUUUCGGCCCCCUUUCGCCCCCGCUUUUUCGACAUCCCUGGAUCCGCCCCUGCUUUGUAUAAAUGGGUUUUUAAUAUGAUAUUUAUAAUGUAUUCAUUUAAAUUUCAUAAGUUUUACUAAGGCAAUUAGAAGGCCUACCAUAAAUUAGGCCCACAAGCUUUUUCAGUAUACAAACAUCUAAUUAUGUAGGUAAUAUACGAAGGCUUAAUGUAUAAAAUGUUAACAAAAAAAAACAAAAAAAAAACAUCUAGUUUGCAUCCUAUCUAGAGAGGAACUGUAGCUUGGUGGUUAAGCUGCCUUCUUCUAAUCCCAGGGUUGGGUUUAAAUCAUGCCUGUUACACCAGGGUAUUUUCGCAUAAUUAAAAACAACUCCAUUCCAGUAGGCUUCAUAUUUAAUGAGGCUUCAUAUAACAUCAUCCCAUCAUGUAUUUUGUGAGUGUCCUCUCUGUUGUUAUAUGUGAAAUAAUAAUAAUAAUAAUAAUAAUAAUAAUAAGCCUCAUAUUUAAUGAGGCUUCAUAUAACAUCAUCCCAUCAUGUAUUUUGUGAGUGUCCUCUCUGUUGUUAUAUGUGAAAUAAUAAUAAUACUAAUAAUAAUAAUAACAAUAAUAAUAAUAAUAAAAACAGGAUUAUAAUGACAAUAUUUGUGUUAUUGAAGCAAAUAGUAUUUACGUAGGUCGUCACAUAGUUUGUUUUUACAUAAGAAUGUAUUACUUUUCUUGUGUAUUAUCAUCCCAGUUGGAAUUUAGUUUCGACUGGUAAUUGGCUUCGUGUUCUGCCUGGUUGGAUUUGGUAUGUUGAUUACCUUUUAGACCUUUAAAAUAAAUGGCUUUUAGAGAGUGUUUAGACCAAUCAAAAACAAAUAAAUUCCUUUGUAUGGUACAGAAAAUAAUAAAACAAACAAAAUAA